Messenger RNA from Filobasidium floriforme, 699 nucleotides. RefSeq lists its product as uncharacterized. NCBI's taxonomy places the organism in Eukaryota, Fungi, Basidiomycota, Tremellomycetes, Filobasidiales, Filobasidiaceae. The transcript has 3 exons. The record is from RefSeq and is a predicted model, not a curated record. The coding region runs from base 1 to 699 and encodes 232 amino acids.
AUGAUUAACGAUCAGACUUCCUCAGGCGAAGAGACCGUCUCGACGUUCAAAUUGUCACUGCUUGGGCGGAUUCUGUUUGGGAAAGAUGGUCGUCAGACUUACUGCUUCAAACCCUUGGUCGAUCCUGCGAAUCAAUAUUAUUUUGCCGACCUGUUCAAAACCUCAGACUUCGAGAUCGUCAACGACUACGUAAGAGACAACAAUGGGGAGACUCAGGGGUUUCCUAGCGGUCUGACGACGAUGCUUCAUGAUCGAUACAGCCACAAAGAAGUGGUACAUGUGGAAACCAUCAGCAGUGCCUUCGCUGAUAGGGAACAGCAAGACGACAUGCCAGGGUGGGUAUACACACGCAUUAAGUCUAACCGUGAAAAGAACCUUUGGAGAUUGCACAACGAACGACGCCGCUGCGGGAAUAGAUACGAAAAAUUCGAUCAGUACCCCUAUCACAUUUCUACGUGCGAUGCGAAGGAUUGGUUGCGCAAUGGCUCGCUUCCCCACGAGAGGUUCGAUUGGGUAUCUCAUGAUGCUUCUUGCGCGUCACCGGCGGCAACGCGUAUAUCAGCAAGGGCUGAUGAUACGGAUAUCGCCACAUCUGGACUAUGUUCUAUUCGCUCGUACUUCAGCCGCGGCCGCAUUAAGCUUGGAAGCAAGCAAUUACCUGUUUCUGACGAUUUUCACGUCGACCACGCAGUCCGCUAA